UCCCACUCACCCUCAGCAGAACCUUUAUAAAAGCUCACUGGAGCUAUUAGAAUAAACAGUUGCAGAGCAGCAGGCUCUUACUGAACUUCUUCACAGGAAAUAGCAAGACUUUUGAAUUUACUUUCUUUACUUAAUUACAGCAGUUACAAAUGAUAAAACAGAUGGAAAGAACAAGACAAGCUGUGAUAAUAAUUUUCUAUGCAUGCAUGAGUGUUAAAGCUUUUGAAGUGGAAAUUACACCUGCUAGCAGAAUUGUUGCACAGAUUGGAGGAACAGUCAUGCUUACAUGCAAUACUACUGGCUGUGCAUCACCAAGUUUUUCCUGGAGAAUCCAAACGGACAACCCCCUUGGAGGAACAGUGAGCAACUAUGGAACAUACUCUAUCUUGACUAUGAGUCCAGUUAGCGUUGAGAAUGCUCAUGAUUAUCUGUGUACUGUCUUCUGCAAGGCUGAGAAAAAAGAGAAGAGUGUCAAAGUUGAACUUUACUCUUUCCCUAGUGAUCCUGUCAUUGAGAUCAGCGUAUCCUUAGUUGCUGAGGAACAAGCCACAGUCAUCUGUAAAAUUCCCAGUGUGUAUCCUUCUGAUCACCUAGAAGUAAUCUUAAAGAAAGAGGAACAUAUUCUGCUUGAGAAAAAGUUUUUGGAAGAUGACAGCACAAAUACAGAGACCAAAAUUGUGACAUAUUCGUUUAACCCCACUGCGGAAGAUAUUGGGAAAGACAUUACUUGUGUGGCCAAGUUACCAAUUGCUAAUAUGGACUUUGAACCAAAAGAAAGAGUAACUUCUCAGAAACUGAAUGCAAACUUUGGUCCUAAAAAUACUAUCAUUACUGCAUCUCCAAGCAACUCAGCAAUGGAAGGAGACUCUCUGAAACUCACUUGUGUAACCGAGAGUAAUCCACCACCACAGAUAGUUUGGAGAAGACAAGUGGCUAACAAAAGCAUUCAGUAUCUGGUGGAAAACAAUGUCCUUUCUAUUCCUCAUGCCCGUUUCACUGAUUCAGGACUGUACAUCUGUGAAGUAAUUAAUCUAGUGACUAAUAAAACAGAGAAAGCAACUGUGGACAUUGUUAUACAAGGUGCUCCAAAUAUUGCAGAAGUCUCCAUUAAACCUUCUACAACAGUUCAGGAAGGACAAAAUGUUUCCAUAAGAUGUUCUGUUGAGAGUAACCCUCCUGCUAAGAUUGUUUUAAGAAGAAAAUCUGACAUUGCAGAUGUGGGGCUUUACAGUGAGGGAGGAAUUCUUCUCCUGCCAUCUGUGACAUUUCUUAAUGCAGGAGACUACGAAUGUGUAGCAGAAAAUAAGUUCGGGAAAAGUAAAAGUGCAGUAGCUCUUAAUGUGGAAUGUGGACCGAAGAAUACAGUCAUCUCUGUAAUCCCUGCUGCUACUGUUAAAGAAGGAGAAACUGUGACAAUGAAAUGUACUAGUUUUGGUAAUCCAACUCCAGUGAUUUCUUGGAAGAAAAAGGCAGCCACUGGGGAGUUUGAAAAAAAUUUUAAAGAUGCGACUUUAACUAUAAAGGGUAUCAGAAGUCAAGAUUUGGGGCUUUAUGAAUGUGAAGCAUAUAACCAAUUUGGCAAAGAGGAAAAAGCUGUGAGAUUACUUGUUCAAGCUCCACCAAAAAAUACAACACUUUCAGUUUUCCCUUCAAAUGCAGUGAAACAAGGAGAAAGUGUUGCCAUCUCUUGCACGUCCACAGGUGUUCCAGCUGUUCAGAUUACUCUGAGAAGGAAAAUAGAUGAUGUGAUCACAACCCUUGAAACACAAGAUGGCAAAUAUACCAUCGGCAGUGUUCAGCUAAAGGAUGCAGGAACAUAUGAAUGUGUAUCCGUUAAUGAACUGGGAGAGGAGUCUCAGCACCUAAUACUUGAUGUCAAAGUUCCUCCCCAAAAUAUUACUGUGUUAGUACAUCCAUCAGAAAAUGUUGAAGAAGGAGAAAAUGUCACCAUUAUGUGUAGCACAUAUAGUAACCCACCAUCACAGAUGGUCCUGAAAAAAGUGCAUCCAGAGAAAGAAAUUAUUCUGUCAUCAAUGAAUGGAACCUUUAUACUCUACAAUGUCACCAAAAAUGACACAGGCAGAUACUUACUUGAUGUUUUCAAUGAGGUUGGAAACAACAUUAAAGUAAUUGAGAUAGCUGUUGUAGGAAGAGCAGAAAAAACAUAUCAAAUGAUGCCUGUGAUUAUUGCAUUCUCUUGUGUAACAGCAAUAGCAAUAUCUGUAGUCAUGAUUUUGAUCUACGUGUCAAGAAAAGCAAAGAUAAAUGGAUCCUACAGUCUUGUAAAAGCUCUGAGGCCAAAAGUGUGAUCACAUCAAUAUAAGUCUAAGUGGUUCAUAAUAAGUGAUGUUAUUUAUUGUGUUGGCAGAGCCAAAUUGUUGACUUUGCUCCUCUUCCAUAGUACGCUGUAACAAGCAAGUGACUUAAGAACGCUACCAUGUGAUAGCAAAUGGAAAAUGUUUUGUGUUUUGAUGAGUAUUUCAGUAUUUAAAUGAAAGGAAAAACUAGCAUCCUGUCUUAGAAACAGGGAAACCACUUCUAUGUUGAAGCAUGCUCAGAAAUGAGUUCCUGGGAGAACUAGGUUUGUAUAUAGUGUAUAAUCUGUAUUAGAAAUAUGUUCAACUGAAUAACAGUUUGUAAAAAUGCAGUCUUACUGCAACUGUAAAUAGAAAUGUUAUUAAUUCAGAGAUAUAAAUCAACAUUAUUUGAGCUGAUCAAACGGAAAUAUUUUAUUUUACAGAGUGUAUAUUUUACAAUAUACAGAGUGAAUGCUUUUAAUAUAAAUUGCCUACUUGUAGAAAUGUUUGAAAAAUGUUCUCUUUUCACUGUCAUUGCCAUAAACCUAUGAAGUCACAGGGCCAUACAUUUCUAAUUAA
Messenger RNA from Rhea pennata, 2876 nucleotides. RefSeq names its product vascular cell adhesion molecule 1 (gene VCAM1). The transcript is spliced from 9 exons. Gene Ontology annotation, cellular component: membrane. Bases 150 to 2309 code for a protein of 719 amino acids. Lineage: Eukaryota; Metazoa; Chordata; Aves; Rheiformes; Rheidae. Gene Ontology annotation, biological process: cell-cell adhesion. The record is from RefSeq and is a predicted model, not a curated record.